AUGGAGAUGAAAGGGGAUGAAAUAGCCGUCGUGGCGGCGGCAGAGACGGAGGAGCACGUCCAGCGCAUCCUGAUCACCAUCGGUAAUUUCAGCCACAAGGUCUGCCUCUUCACUCUCUCCGCCUCCUCCCCUGUAUCUGAGAUGCUGGAUGCCGGGCGCGCCAUGUUCAAGGAGCUCGCCGCCGACUUCGAGGACCACCUCAGCAGGAUCCAAAAGAAGAGGUCGGGGAAGUUGGAGGAGGAGAUCAGGGAGCUGCGCGCCCGCGACGUCGCCAACGAGCAGACACGUGCCAUCCUCCACAACGCCCAACUCCAGCUCUUCCACAUCCACGAGUAG
This is a messenger RNA of Aegilops tauschii subsp. strangulata, 336 nucleotides long. RefSeq lists its product as uncharacterized. The record is from RefSeq and is a predicted model, not a curated record. Lineage: Eukaryota; Viridiplantae; Streptophyta; Magnoliopsida; Poales; Poaceae.